AUGGAGUCUCCGCCAUUUCACCUGGACAUGGGUGCUGCACGCAGCUCCGUUUGCACGGAACUUACGACAAUGCCUCGUCCCCUUGCUAAAUCACUGCAAGAUAGUAUUGACUCAAACUUAUCCAUUGACGAGGGCUUUCAUUCCGGAGGCGAAGACGAAGACAUGAGGAGGCUCUUUUGCAACGUUCUUCCUGAGGUUUCAACAGCGGCUGUUGACGCCCCAUUCCAUUAUACAUCUUCUCUGCCAUCUAAAGGUGUGCGGGACAAGCUUAUUGGAGGGCUGAACAUCUGGGUGGGCGCCUCACCGAAGGCCCUUGACUCUGUAACAUCGGUUGUGGUUGAUGUACACAACUUGUCGCUCAUGCAGGACGAUGUUGAGGACAAUUCUCCCCUGAGACGUUCACGGCCCUCAACGCACAGCAUAUUUGGAAUAGGCCAGACGGUGAAUUCGUCUACAUAUGGGAUAGUGGAGCGGCUGGCCAGAGGAAUUGCGCAGUCUAUUGAUCGGUCAAAGUUUAGACCUCCUCUGGACUCACCAAAUCUCAACACCUUCGGUGGAGGAGUAUUUACAGAUGGUCGAUGGGACAUGCUACUUGAGCGCCGCGCCACUGGGGCGGCCGGUCUCGGCCAUAAAGAAUUGAUUCUUUCUAUGAUGCAGCAGACCGGAUCCCUACAGUAUGCUGUCGAAAUAUUGAGUGUGCUCUUCAACGAGAUAUUCGAAUUAGUGGAUUUGAUUGACAGGAGGACGGGUAAAGUCAACAAGCCGAUCAGAGACUUGCUAGCAGCUCUGGAAAUCAAGAAGGAUAGUCAGGUCCCACGUUGA
This is a messenger RNA of Diaporthe amygdali, 822 nucleotides long. RefSeq names its product Geranylgeranyl pyrophosphate synthase A. Bases 1 to 822 code for a protein of 273 amino acids. Gene Ontology annotation, molecular function: prenyltransferase activity. The record is from RefSeq and is a predicted model, not a curated record. Gene Ontology annotation, biological process: isoprenoid biosynthetic process. Lineage: Eukaryota; Fungi; Ascomycota; Sordariomycetes; Diaporthales; Diaporthaceae. The transcript is spliced from 6 exons.